Molecule: messenger RNA, 291 nt
Organism: Prunus armeniaca (apricot)
Lineage: Eukaryota; Viridiplantae; Streptophyta; Magnoliopsida; Rosales; Rosaceae
Source: the annotation of a GenBank genome assembly
AUGGCUCCCGCCACCAUUCCAGCCACUAUCCUCCCUCUUGAACAUGUUGCCAAAAGCGUCAUUCCAGCACCAACCACCACACCACAUCACGGCCACACGGCCAGCAUUGCCUUGCAACGUGUCGCUCUAACAGCCACCUCCCUCACGGCAUUGCGGCUGAAUCCACCUCGUAGCUACACAGCCCCGUGCUUCGAAGGACCUUGCCGCAGCAAGCCUUCGUUGUCGAAUCUGAUGCAUUCCACCACGAUGACACCGCGGCACAUGGCACAACCGUCGUCCUUAACCAUUUAG